Pteropus alecto (black flying fox) is the source of this 4650-nucleotide messenger RNA. It is a transcript of the gene TNFAIP3, whose product is annotated as TNF alpha induced protein 3. Gene Ontology annotation, cellular component: nucleus; cytoplasm. The record is from RefSeq and is a predicted model, not a curated record. Lineage: Eukaryota; Metazoa; Chordata; Mammalia; Chiroptera; Pteropodidae. The transcript is spliced from 9 exons. The coding region runs from base 440 to 2800 and encodes 786 amino acids. Gene Ontology annotation, molecular function: DNA binding; zinc ion binding; cysteine-type deubiquitinase activity. Gene Ontology annotation, biological process: cytoskeleton organization; positive regulation of Wnt signaling pathway; protein K29-linked deubiquitination.
UACUGUUUGACCCAGAGAAUGACUUCUCCCAAACCUCAUCUGGCAAUCAGAUCAGGAAUCCUGACCCAAAACUUCUACCAGGAAACUCCUCAGAAGCACUCUUGGGGUCAUUUAGGCCAACUGUCUUCAAUGGCUUUAAGAGAGUCUAGACCCACCCGGGAGUGGCUUCUCUAAUAUUUAGGUUUUCUUUCACACUUACAUCUAUCUGUUCAACUUCUUUCUCAACUAGCAGCUUGCCCUGGCAAAUAACAUGAUGCAGGAGUGGUAUUAACAAUUGCUGUGAAACUUUCUAGGGAAUAUCUUAAUGCUCUGAAACCAUCUUUGUCUUCAUCUUGGAAAUUAGGAUGUAUGGUGAGGCACCCUACUAAGUGCAAGUGAAUGAGAGCUGGCUCUUCACACAGCUCCACACUGCAAAGAUCCCAAGGUAUUGUGGAGCACGAUGGCUGAGCAACAACUUCCUCUGGCUUUGUAUUUGAGCAAUAUGCGGAAAGCUGUGAAGAUCAGAGAGAGAACUCCAGAAGAUAUUUUUAAACCUACAAAUGGGAUCAUUCAUCAUUUUAAAUCCAUGCACCGAUACACACUGGAAAUGUUCAGAACUUGCCAGUUUUGUCCACAAUUUCGGGAGAUCAUCCAAAAAGCCCUCAUCGACAGAAACAUCCAGGCCUCCCUUGAAAGCCAGAAGAAGCUCAAUUGGUGUCGAGAAGUCAGGAAGCUUGUGGCCCUGAAAACAAAUGGUGAUGGAAAUUGCCUCAUGCACGCUGCUUCUCAGUACAUGUGGGGUGUUCAGGACACAGACUUGGUCCUGAGGAAGGCACUCUUCAGCACCCUCAAGGAGACGGAUACACGCAACUUUAAAUUCCGCUGGCAGCUGGAGUCUCUUAAAUCUCAGGAAUUUGAGGAAACGGGGCUUUGCUAUGAUACCCGGAAUUGGAAUGAUGAAUGGGACAACCUUAUCAAAAUGGCGUCCACAGACACACCAGGGGCCCGCAUUGGCCUUCAGUAUAAUUCACUGGAAGAAAUCCACAUUUUUGUCCUUUGCAACAUCCUCAGAAGGCCGAUCAUUGUCAUUUCAGACAAGAUGCUGAGAAGUUUGGAAUCAGGUUCCAAUUUUGCUCCUUUGAAGGUGGGCGGAAUUUACUUGCCUCUCCAUUGGCCAGCCCAGGAAUGCUACAGAUACCCCAUCGUUCUCGGCUACGACAGCCAACACUUUGUACCCCUGGUGACCCUGAAGGACAGUGGGCCUGAAAUCCGUGCUGUUCCACUUGUUAACAGAGAGCAAGGACGAUUUGAAGACUUGAAAGUUCACUUUUUGACAGAACCUGAAAAAGUGAUGAAGGAAAAGCUGUUGAAAGAGUACUUGAUGGUGAUAGAAAUCCCAGUCCAAGGCUGGGAUCAUGGCACCACCCAUUUGAUUAAUGCUGCAAAGUUGGAUGAAGCUAACUUACCGAAAGAAAUAAACCUGGUGGACGAUUACUUUGAACUUGUUCAGCACGAGUACAAGAAGUGGCAGGAGAACAGCAAGCCAGGGCGGAGGGAACUGCACACUCAGAACCCUUUGGAACCUUCUGUUCCCCCACUUUCUCUCAUGGAUGUAAAAUGCGAAACGCCCAACUGUCCUUUCUUCAUGUCUGUGAACACCCAGCCUUUGUGCCAUGAAUGUGCAGAGAGGCGGCAAAAGAACCAGAACAAAUCCCCAAAGCUGAACUCCAAGCCGGGCCCUGACGUGGCGCUUGGGGUCUCUCGGGGCGAGGCCUAUGAGCCCGUGGCCUGGCGCCCGGAGGAGCCAGCCGGGGGACCUCAUUCGGCACCGCCGACAGCACCCAGCCUUUUCCUGUUCAGCGAGACCACCGCUAUGAAGUGCAGGAGCCCCGGCUGCCCAUUCACGCUGAACGUGCAGCACAACGGGUUUUGUGAGCGUUGCCACAGUGCCCGGAAACUGAAUAUGGGCCAUCCCUCGAUCAGCACGAGGCAUUUAGAUCCUAGCAAGUGCCGAGCAUGCCUCCAGGACGUGACCAGGACAUUUAAUGGGAUCUGCAGUACUUGCUUCAAAAGGACUACGGCAGAGCCCUCCUCAAACCUCAGCUCCAGCAUCCCUCCUUCCUGUCAUCAGAGAUCCAAGUCGGACCCGUCACAGCUCACCCAGAGUCCCUCUCCGCAUUCUUGCCACAGAGCUGGAAGCGAGGCCCCCUCUGGCUGCCUCUCUCAGGCUGCACGGACUCCAGGAGACAGGACUGGGACGAGCAAGUGCAGAAAAGCCGGCUGCAUAUAUUUUGGGACUCCAGAAAACCAGGGCUUUUGCACGCUGUGUUUCAUCGAGUACAUAGAAAACAAACAUUUUGUUGCUGCCUCAGGGAAAGCCAGUCCCACGGCCUCCAGGUUCCAGAAUGCUGUCCCUUGCCUGGGGAGGGAAUGUGGCACCCUUGGAAGCACCGUGUUUGAAGGAUACUGUCAGAAAUGCUUCAUCGAAGCUCAGAAUCAGAGAUUGCACGAAGCAAAAAGGACGGAAGAGCAACUGAGGAUGAGCCAGCGCAGAGACAUGCCUCGAACCACACAGAACGCCUCUAGGCCCAAGUGUGCCCGAGCCUCCUGCAAGAACAUCCUGGCCUGCCGCAACGAGGAACUCUGCAUGGAGUGCCAGCACCUCGGUCAGCGCGUGGGCCCCGGAGCCCACCGGGGCGAACCUAUUCCUGAAGAGCCCCCCAAACAGCACUGCCGGGCCCCCGCCUGCGAUCACUUUGGCAACGCCAAGUGCAACGGCUACUGCAACGAAUGCUUUCAGUUCAAGCAAUUGUACGGCUAACUCAAAACAGGUGAGGCAGCCCCGGCUGUUAGCCAACAUGGUGCUACGCUCUAUACACUGAUGCCUCUGGAGGGCCGUCCCGGCAACCGUGGGCUCCACAGUGUCUUUGAGCAAGAGAGGAAAGAUAAGCUCUGCGUCGUGGCCUUGAAUUUGGUAACUGGGGAACAUUCCCAGGUGGCCUUCACGCAAAACGUGUGAUCAGCAACAGAUGGUGUCGGAGCCAGCCCGGGGCUGCGCCUUCUCUCCUACCAGAGGAAGGCCAGGACGUUCAUGGACUUGGAAUGCGUGCCAGGAAUCCUUCAUCAUCUUUUGAGAAAAGGGGAAGGACACACAGUCAGAGCCACUCCACCUGCCUUCCAUCGACAUUGCUCAGAGAUGGGAAGCUGAAUCCUCGUGACUCACGGGCCCUCUCCAAGAAGCUCAGGAAGCUCAGGGAAAACAGACGUUUUUCAGAGUGUCAGUGGUUAAUGGUUUUUCUCUACCUGCCUCAUUCCUUUCUCAUGGACUGUGAUUCUGAGGCUGCUGAGACUAAGUUCAUACCAAAAAGCAAAACAGCUGCUCUUUACAAUAUGCACCUUGUAAAAAAUGACAACGUUUUAGUGGGAAGUUGUGUAACUCUUUUGGUCAUCACUGUCUUCACUUCUAAAGAGGUUAGCUAGAACUGAGGUGUGCAUAAAAAUGUGUACAUAUAUAAUGUACCCUUAUGUAUGAGGGAAUUUUUUUUAUUAAGUUGAAAUGCUGCCCUAGAGGAAUAAGGAGACUGCAUAAUAAUGACCUAUUUUCUGGUUGUUGCUAGGGCACCACCUAUAUACACAGCUUUCAUGAACUCAGCCUGCUGCUUUGUUAAAGUUCCUGUGUCUGUGGAGUUAACUUUAUUUAUUUUAUUGCAGACUUUAAGGUUAUUUAAAUGAAGAUAUUUCUUCUCUGAGGAAAAUGCUAUAGUGUCUUCUUGAGAUAACAUAUCUGCUCUGGGUCGUGUUAUGGAACCAGGCGAGUUCCUCACUGCCGUGGGGGCGUCGGCCUCGCUGAUGCACUUUGGUUGCCUUCCCUAGGAAAAAAGGAAUCACAUCAAGAGUAAAUUUAUUAAAAUCUCAUACUUUUUCUUAAUGAAAUUUCGGACAGAACCACUUCCCAGCCACAAUACAUGAUUGCCUCUGAGUAUCCUACCUCCUUAGAGAUAUGAUUGGAAGGCAUCAGGGAUGAGAUUCGAGAAGGUCACAGGGAAAGAUGUGGCCAUUAAUGAUAGUUUUAUUUGCUGUGUUAAUGCUGUGUCCUGGGGUGCUGGGCAGUGUCCUGGCAGCCAGUGAAAACUUAGCAUCGAGGACAGCAAAACCCUACAACCAUGAGUAUGAAGAGAUUUCUUUCUGUCCUUGGCCUGUAGUUUCUCCGUGUGCUUUGUGUAACUGUCAUACUUGUUGUAGAAAAGAAAGAAAGAAGGGAAAACGCAUUGUCCCCAGAGGUAAAAGCUGCCAUUUUUGGAGGUCUGGACUUAUGACCAGAAAAUAUUGGCAAUCUGUAACUCUAAUUAGCUGACGUGUUCUUCACUUGGGGCAUCGUAAGUCGUUUCCUCUACAUAAACCUUUAUAAUUUUUUUCUAAAGAUUUUAAAGAAACUUCAGUGUUUUCAUUAAUUCUUUUAAAGUUGACAUUUUAAUAGUUUGUAUCAAUAUUCUCAUUCUUAAUGUGAAAAAGUGAAAUUAUUUAUACUUAUUAUAGAAAAUAUUUGAAAUUUGCACAUGUAGUUGUCCCUAGUAGACUUCUGUUUACUAUGUUGGAUUUCUUCAAGUUUUCCUAAAUAAUUGUAACUUUUCACAAAAGCAAUUAUUAAAAAAUAAAUUAUUUAAGAACAAA